Molecule: messenger RNA, 3999 nt
Organism: Fonsecaea multimorphosa CBS 102226
Lineage: Eukaryota; Fungi; Ascomycota; Eurotiomycetes; Chaetothyriales; Herpotrichiellaceae
Exons: 7
Coding region: 1-3999 (1332 amino acids)
Biological process (GO): intracellular calcium ion homeostasis
Cellular component (GO): membrane
Molecular function (GO): ATPase-coupled monoatomic cation transmembrane transporter activity; P-type ion transporter activity; ATP binding
Source: RefSeq, a predicted model, not a curated record
AUGGACAGCAGCUCGCAUCCCGAGGGCGCACCUCGACGCCCCUCGAGGAGGAGCUCGAGUGCGGGAAGAAUGCACAGAAGAGAUUCGAAUUUGAGCACUGCAAGCAUAGUCAGCGAUGUCGAGAUGUCGACCACUGAUGUCUUUUCCGGGCCCAUAUCGGAAUCAGUGCCUUCUUCCGUGACGGGGUUCGCAUACCAAACCCCCCGAAGGCGAGCUGGGUCGAUCAGUUCGUUCACAUACUUUACAGAGCAAGACCAAGACUCGCCGCACGUCUUCUCGGACGAAGAGGCUGUUGAAAGCGACGAAGAGCACGGCCACAUAGCUGCGGAGGACCGAGACUUGGAAGCUGGUCUUGAGCCUACCACAUCCCACCGCAAGAGCUCAAGCAGAUACCGAACGUCGGCCGACGAACCGCUCCUGUAUAGGCACGAUUCGACGCGGAGUGACACCCAGAGACACGAGGAUGGCGGCAACUUCAGUCAAAAGCUAUACAUUGAGAAUGAGGAUCUGACAAUGGCUAUAGCUGGAUUUACGACGUCCACUAUCGGCUAUUUGGCUUACCUGGCCAUCUGUGUCUUCACAGCGGGUAUCGGUUAUCUCGUCUUUCGCUGGGUGCCUCGGUGGCGCAUAUCUCUCGUUGGAUCUUCAUCACCCCUCAGAAAAUGCUCUUGGGUGGUCGUAGAGAAUCAAUGGGGUGAAUUUACGGUUCAUUAUGUGGCUUCCGAGGAUUAUGGGCAUCCCAUGUCAUCCGUUUUCACACGCUCCGGCAAGGAAAAGCUCAAUGGAUAUCGAUACGACAAUGACGCGGAGUUGCGGCGCCUACGGUAUCUUGACUACAGGUACAUGAGGCUCUUGUAUUACCCAGUUGAAGAUAAAUUCGUCCUGAACAACGACUGGUGGGAUCCACAAUGGGUGUCAGUCAAAGCUCUCCGCGAGGGUCUUGACACUGAAGAAAGAGACCCGAGAGACCAAGUUUUUGGCAAGAAUAUGAUUGAGAUCCAACAGAAGACUAUUCCGGAGUUACUCCUCGACGAGGCUUUUCAUCCCUUUUACAUCUUCCAGGUCGCCAGUCUUAUCCUCUGGUCAAUGGACGAGUAUUACUACUACGCCGCGGCAAUCUUUCUCAUUUCUGUCUUCUCCAUCACCACCACUGUUGUAGAGACUCGUUCGACAAUGCGACGAUUGAGGGAGAUCUCGCGCUUUGAGUGCGAUGUUCGCGUUCUCCGCAACGGCUUCUGGCGUGCCGCGCUUUCAAGUGAACUUGUCCCUGGAGAUGUAUAUGAGGUCUCUGAUCCUUCUCUAUCACAGCUUCCCUGUGACAGUCUUCUCCUCGCAGGCGAUUGUAUCAUUAAUGAAAGCAUGCUUACCGGUGAAUCUAUUCCUGUUUCAAAAAUCCCCAUCACUGACGAAGCCCUGCCAUACAUUGAUCUUGGUGCAACGUCAAUCCAUCCAAGUGUGGCUCGUCACUUCCUUUUCUGCGGCACGAAAAUCAUUCGUGCAAGGCGACCGCAAGAUACCGAGGACGACGAGGCUGUUGCUCUUGCUAUGGUGGUCCGUACUGGAUUCAACACAACAAAAGGUGCUCUUGUACGAUCCAUGCUCUUCCCUAAGCCAUCAGGCUUCAAGUUCUACCGUGACUCCUUCCGGUACAUUUCGGUGAUGGGUAUCAUCGCGGGGAUCGGGUUCAUUGCUUCAUUCAUCAAUUUUGUUAAGCUCGGUCUCGCCUGGCAUCUGAUCAUUGUCAGAGCAUUGGAUCUCAUUACGAUCGUGGUGCCUCCCGCUCUACCGGCCACUUUAACUAUUGGAACGAACUUCGCCCUAUCCCGACUCAGAAAGCAACAAAUUUUCUGCAUCAGUCCACAAAGAGUCAAUGUCGCCGGAAAACUGGACGUAGUCUGUUUCGACAAGACUGGAACCUUGACCGAAGACGGCCUUGAUGUUCUCGGCGUACGGCUUGUACAACAUCCAGAGAUACGCUUUGGGGACAUUUUGGAAGAGGCGCGAGAGCUUCUUCCCCCAGCUUCCUACGAUCGUGAUCCGACGGUCGACUAUCGAGUCAACAAAAACAUGCUGUACACGAUGGCUACUUGUCAUUCCCUUCGGCUGGUCGAGGACGAAUUGAUCGGCGACCCACUUGAUCUCAAGAUGUUUCAAUUUACCGAAUGGUCGUUUGAAGAGGGUUCCCGUAGCACGAGCCACUUUAUCGAACCUGGAACCCAUCAAACAGCACCAAGCGUGGCACGUCCUCCACAUGGUUUCGAGUAUGAUUUGGAAGAUUCUCAGGACAAUGAGAACCCGGUGCGCGUCGAACUGGGUAUAUUGCGCUCCUUCGAAUUCGCCUCGCACCUAAGACGAGCCAGUGUCGUUGUGCGGCAGCACAGUGACCCAGGUGUCAAUAUCUACGUCAAAGGUGCACCGGAAGUCAUGAAAGACAUCUGCACUGCAUCAAGUAUUCCUGAUGACUUUGACGACCUGCUGAACUACUACACCCAUAAAGGUUUCCGAGUCAUCGCCUGUGCUUCGAAAUACAUUUCGAGACUCAGCUGGGACGACGUUCAGAACAUGGAACGUUCUGAAGCUGAAUCACGUCUUUCGCUGAUCGGCUUUAUCAUCUUCGAAAACAAGCUCAAGGAAAUCACGACUGAAAUCAUUGAAGAACUGAACGAAGCGAAAAUCCGUAAUGUCAUGUGCACGGGUGACAACAUUCUCACUGCCAUCAGCGUGGCGAGGGAGUGUGGCAUCAUUGAUCGCAAUGCACACUGUUUUGUGCCUCACUUCAUUGAGGGUGACAAAAUGGAUGGCAAAGCACGUAUCUGCUGGGAAAGUGUCGACAAUCAAAUCUAUCAACUUGAUGAACAUACUUUGCUACCUGAGCCAUUACCAGUCGAGGAUGACAAUGCAGCUCCAUACGAUGCAAUCGCCAUCGGCGACUAUACCCUGGCAGUGACUGGCGAUGCGUUCCGCUGGAUCAUCGAUUUUGGAUCCACAGAGGUAUUGCAACGUAUGCUCGUCAAAGGCGCAGUCUUCGCUCGAAUGUCUCCAGAUGAAAAGCACGAGCUUGUUGAGAAGCUACAGAGCAUCGACUACUGCUGUGGGUUUUGUGGUGACGGUGCCAAUGACUGCGGUGCGCUCAAGGCUGCAGACGUUGGCGUCUCACUGUCAGAAGCUGAGGCAUCUGUCGCUGCGCCGUUCACCAGCCACAUCUUUGACAUUUCCUGCGUGCCCGCCCUGAUCAAGGAAGGCCGUGCUGCUUUGGUAACCAGCUUCUGCUGCUUCAAGUACAUGAGCUUGUACUCGGCCAUUCAGUUCACGUCUGUCAGCUUCCUCUACGCGUCUGCAUCGAACCUGGGAGAUUUCCAGUUCCUCUUCAUCGACCUUGCGUUGAUCUUGCCGCUGGCGAUCUUCAUGGGCUGGACCGGUGCAUAUCCCGUCCUGAGCAAGAAGCGUCCUACCGCAAGCCUCGUAUCACGAAAGGUCUUGACCCCGCUGCUGGGUCAAAUUGUGCUUUCGGUCCUUGUUCAACUGGUCGCGUUCGAGACGGUCCAACAACAACCUUGGUACAUACCACCGCGACUGAACAAGGAAAAGUCCAACGUCGACAACUCCCAAAACACGGCCCUCUUUCUGGUGUCGUGUUUCCAGUACACACUUUCUAGCGUCGUCCUCAGCGUCGGGCCGCCAUUCCGACAAUCCCUGGCGACGAACGUGCCCUUCUGCGUCACGAUUGUGACGGCCCUGCUGAUUUCCUUGUACAUGCUCCUCGAUCCGGCCAAGUGGCUGGCGGACUUCAUGGACCUGACGGAGAUGGCGGCGGACUAUGAAGUUUUUCUGCUGGUCUUGGCCGUGGCUGGCUUUGCCAUUGCUUAUCUCGCGGAGCAGUAUUUUUUCCCUCUGCUGGCGAAAUACAUUGGGCGGCUCAAAACGAGGCUGAGACCGGGACACCCGAAAAAGAGGAAACAGUACAAGCUCAUUGCCGAAGAUAUCCACAUAAAUACCUAG